Molecule: messenger RNA, 4514 nt
Organism: Salmo salar (Atlantic salmon)
Lineage: Eukaryota; Metazoa; Chordata; Actinopteri; Salmoniformes; Salmonidae
Product: NLR family CARD domain-containing protein 3
Molecular function (GO): protein binding
Source: RefSeq, a predicted model, not a curated record
CCAAAGCUAUAUAAAGAUAGUAAAUUACGUAUCUCACAUCUUGGAAAACAUUCGUAAUUCUGUACUUCUUGUUGGCGAAAUUCAUGCUAAUGUUGACUUUUUGAGCUAGUUCUCAAUUGACUCCCAUUCACUCCUUAAAGGAGAGCUCUCCUUGGCCCAGAGGCACCCACAAUGCACCAUGCGGCUCAUUGACAUGGGAUGGGGCAGGUUUUCAAUGAGAGUUUCCCAUCUCCUCAAAAAUAUCUCUGGCUGAGCUAGAGCGAAACAAAAAAUAAAAGUGAAACUACAAUGUUGAAGCCCAGAGGGGGAGAGGACAGAUACAAGAAGAUUUCGGCAACAAAGCUCCUUCAAAAACAGGACUGAAAUCUGGAGUCACUACAAGUAUUUGGGGGAACUGCCUCUAAAAUGAGUCACUCUGUGGGGAGAGAGGAGGGGGCCAUGGCCCCUAAAAUGAGUCCCUCUGGGGAACUAGACAAGGAAGCUGGGAUCCAGCAAGAGAGACCAGACUCACCUGGACCUAGCUGUGUGUCCCUGAAGUGUGACGAGUCAAUGGGUCAUCCAAUAGACUUCAGGAGGGGAGACUAUUCUAUUGGAAAAAGGGUCCAGCAGGAGAGACCAGACUCACCUGUACCCAGUUGUGUGUCUUUGAAGAGUGACAUGUCAAUGGAUCCUCCAUACAACUUCAGAAAGGAACCGUUUUCUACUGAACAAAUGAGCCACAGAGCACAACAGAGAUCAGAGAUUCCCAGUGGUCAGUCUUCCCAGAGUCAUCCAACAGACCUGUCUUGCAUUUUCAAGCUACUUGAACACAAAAUCAUUACCUUUGUGAAGAGUGAGUUGAAGACGUUUCAGAGGAUUCUUAAUCCAGAUCUCCCAGAAUGCUUUGAGAGCCAGAGGGAGGGUGAGGAGAAAGUGGACGCUGAAGAGAAGAAGCAGGAGAAGAGUGCCAAAGAGGGGGCUCUGAAGAUCACACUGCACAUCCUGAGAGGCAUAAACCAGAAGGGACUUGCUAACACACUUGAGAAAAGUUAUUUAGGCGAGCUUGCUGUGUGCCAAAGCAAACUCAAAUCCAAUCUGAAGAGGAGAUACGAAUGUGUUUUUGAGGGGAUAGCAAAGCAAGGAAACCCAACACUUCUCAAUAAGAUCUACACAGAGCUCUACAUCACAGAGGGUGGAAGUGGAGAGGUUAAUAGAGAACAUGAGGUGCGACAGAUUGAGACAGCAUCCAGAAGACAAGUAACACAAGAGAGAUCAAUCAAAUGCAAUGAUAUCUUUGAGCCCUUACCUGAACAAGACAAACCUAUCAGAACUGUGUUGACAAAGGGAAUCGCUGGUGUUGGAAAAACAGUCUCUGCUCAGAAGUUCAUUCUGGACUGGGCUGAAGGAAAAGCCAAUCAGGAUAUCCAGUUGAUAUUUUCACUCCCAUUUCGGGAGCUGAAUGUGAGGAAGGGGAAAACAUACAGCUUGAUUGAACUUCUCAAUCACUUCUUCAUAGAAACAAAAGAGUCAGGAAUCUCAGACUUUGGAAAGUACAAAGUUCUGUUUGUCUUAGAUGGUCUGGAUGAGUGUCGACUUCCUCUAGAUUUCCAAAACAACGAGAGCUUGAGUGAUGUCACAGUGUCAACUUCAGUGGACAUGCUGCUGACAAACCUCAUCAAGGGGAAUCUCCUUCCCUCUGCUCUCCUCUGGAUAACCUCCCGGCCUGCAGCAGCCAAUCGCAUCUCUCCCGAGUGUGUUGACCAGGUGACAGAGAUACGAGGGUUCAAUGACCCACAGAAGGAGGACUACUUUAGGAAGAGAAUCAGUAAUAAGAACCUGGCCAGCAGAAUCAUUUCACACAUUAAGUUGUCAAGGAGCCUUUACAUCAUGUGCCACAUACCAGUCUUCAGUUGGAUUUCAGCAACGGUUCUUGAGAGACUGUUGAGUGAAGCAGAGAGUGGAGAGAUGCCCAAAACUCUAACUCAAAUGUACGAACACUUCCUGAUCUUCAACAUACUGAUAAAAAAACAAAAGUAUCCAGGGGAACCACAGAAAGCUGAAAGAGAUUCACAGAUGAAAAUCGAUAAAGAGAUAAUUUUGAAACUGGGGAAGCUGGCCUUUGAACAGCUGGAAAAAGGCAAUCUGAUCUUCUAUGAGGAAGACCUGGGAGAGUGUGGCAUUGGUGUCAAAGAAGCCUCCGUGUACUCAGGAGUGUGUACACAGAUCUUCAGAGAGGAGUGUGGGCUGUACCAAGACAAGGUGUACUGCUUUGUGCAUCUGAGCAUUCAGGAGUUUCUGGCAGCGUUAUAUGUGUUUCUCACAUUCAUUAACAACAGUGUGAAUCUAAUGGCUGAACAGGAAACCAACACCAGAAAGCAUCAGACAUCGAAAUACACAACUGAAACCAUCCUACACAAGAGUGCAGUCGACAAGGCCUUACAGAGUGAGAAUGGUCACCUGGACCUGUUCCUCCGCUUCCUUCUGGGCCUCUCACUGGAAUCCAACCAGACUCUCCUACGGGGCCUACUGACAAAGACAGAAAGAUGUUCACAGACCAAUGAGGAAACAGUUGAGUACAUCAAGCAAAAGAUCAGGGAGAAUCCUUCUGCAGAGAGAUGUAUCAAUCUUUUCCACUGUCUGAAUGAGCUGAAUGACCAUUCUCUAGUGGAUGAGAUCCAAAGCUACUUGAGCUCAGGAAGUCUAGCUAGAGAAGAACUUUCACCUGCACAGUGGUCAGCUCUAGUCUUUGUGUUGCUGACUUCAGAGGAGGACCUGGAUGUGUUUGAGCUGAAUAAAUAUUCCAGUUCUGAGGAAGGUCUUCUGAGGCUUCUGCCAGUGGUCAAAGCCUCCAGAAGAGCUGUGCUGAAAGGAUGUAACCUCACAGAGAAAUGCUGUGGAGCAUUGGCCUUAGCACUCAGCUCCAACUCAUCAGUCCUGAAAGAGCUCGACCUGAGUGACAAUGACCUGCAGGAUUCAGGAGUGAAGCUGCUCUCUACUGGACUGGAGAGUCCACACUGUAGACUGGAGACACUGAAGUUGUCAUUCUGUGGAGUCACAGAGGAAGGCUGUGCUUCUCUGGCUUCAGCUCUGAAGUCAAACCCCUCACACCUGAGAGAGCUGGACCUGAGCUAUAAUCACCCAGGGGAAUCAGGAGUGGAACUGCUCUCUAGUGGACUGGAGGAUCCACAAACUAAACUGGAGACACUCAGUGUGGACCAUGAUGCAGAGUGCUGGUUAAAAUCUGGCCUGAAGAAAUAUGCCUGUCAGGUCACACUGGACCCAAACACAGCACACAAACAUCUCUUUCUGUCUGAGGGAAACAAGAAGGUGACAUGGGUGGAAGAGGAGCAACCAUAUCCUCAUCACCCAGCGAGAUUUGAUCACUGGUCACAGGUGCUGUGUAGAGAGGGCCUGUCUGGGCGCUGCUACUGGGAGGUAGAGUGGAGUGGGCCUGAGACUCAUGUAGGUUUGACCUAUGGAGGAAUCGGCAGGAAAGGAGAGGGUUAUGAUUGUGGGCUAAGAUACAAUGACAAGUCCUGGAGUCUGCGCUGCUCUGAUAACACUUUUGUUGCCUAUCAUAAUACUAGCAGCACUGCCAUACCUGCUCCCUCCUCCGGCUCCCACAGAGUAGGAGUGUAUCUGGACUGGCCAGCCGGCACAUUGUCCUUCUACAGCGUCUCUUCUGACACCCUGACCCACAUUCACACGUUCCAAAACACAUUCACUGAGCCCCUCUUCCCAGGGUUUAGACUUUGGAAUCAUGACACCUCAGUUGCCCUUGGCUUGCUCAAUAAGAAAUGUGGUGGCCAUGACUGAAGCCAAACAAGUUGUCUUGGGGGUGUGGUUUAAUGUAUGUGUGUACGUCUGUGUUCGCACGUGGCAAGCAUUUGUACAUUCACUCUGCCAAAACAGUACACAGUCACUCGCCCUUCUAGAUAACUUGAAGUAGUCUAACCAGGUCUUGUGUCUUGAAGUCACUUAGGCUAGCAAGUACUAGCCAACUUAUUUCUCCAAUUAGCUUCAGUUGGCCAACUUCUUUCUCCAAUUAGCUUCAGCUGGCUGGUGUGCGACCAUGGCAAAGUUGGUUUGACUUUGGAUAGCCUAUCUCUGGAGCUAGUUAGGGACGUCAAUUUAUUACAUUACGAUUGGGUCACAUGUAGCUGCACUCCGAAUUGAUGAUUACUUGGGUGCUGCCAGCUGUGGGCAGGAUUGAAAUAAACCCAACAUAAGGAAAACUGUUACGGUACCCUUCAUAAUUAUCUCGCAAAUCUCUGUUUUGGACGAAACUGACUUCAUGACAAAUGUUCUUAUUUACACUUUGUAGAAAAUUUUGAAGCUAAAAUAAAUGUUUCUGACUAAUAUUGAUGCCACAUAGGCUGUUUUAUACCAGAGAUGUUGUUUAAUGCCUUAAAUUGCUCUUUAAGCUUAAACUUAUGAUUGUCUUUCCAGUUCAAUAGUCAAUAUACUGUAAUUGUUUUAAUCUCAAUAUCAGAAUUGUUAUGUUUGUUGUUUAAUAAACAUUGUUACACUUCUCA